AUGAUUGCAGGUCCUACAGGUAUGGAUUUCUGGCAGCUGCUGUUGACCUUGGCAGUGGCAGGAUCAAGCAGUGCUUUUUCUGGGAGUGAAGCCACACCAGCUAUCCUUGGCAGAGCCUCCCAGAGUCUGCAAAGAGUUAAUCCAGGCCUAGGGACAAAUUCUUCUGGGAAGCCUAAGUUCACCAAGUGCCGUUCACCUGAACUAGAGACUUUUUCGUGCCACUGGACAGAUGGGGUUCGUCGUGGCUUCAAGAGCCCAGGAUCCACUCAGCUGUUCUAUAUUAGAAGGAGCACUCAAGAGUGGACUCAAGAAUGGAAAGAAUGCCCCGAUUAUGUCUCUGCUGGAGAAAACAGCUGUUACUUUAAUUCAUCUUAUACCUCCAUUUGGAUACCCUACUGUAUCAAGCUAACCAGCAAUGGUGGUACAGUGGAUCAAAAGUGUUUCUCUGUUGAGGAAAUAGUGCAACCAGAUCCACCCAUUGGCCUCAACUGGACUCUACUGAACAUCAGUUUAACGGGGAUUCAUGCAGAUAUCCAGGUGAGGUGGGAACCACCGCCCAAUGCAGACGUUCAGAAGGGAUGGAUAGUCCUGGAGUAUGAACUGCAAUACAAAGAAGUAAAUGAGUCCCAGUGGAAAACGAUGGACCCUGUAUUGUCAACAUCAGUUCCAGUUUAUUCACUGAGACUAGAUAAAGAAUAUGAAGUGCGUGUGAGAUCCAGACAACGAAACUCUGAAAAAUAUGGCGAGUUCAGUGAGGUGCUCUAUGUAACACUUCCUCAAAUGAGCCCAUUUGCAUGUGAAGAAGAUUUCCAGUUUCCAUGGUUCUUAAUUACUAUCUUUGGAAUAUUUGGGCUAACGAUGAUACUAUUUUUAUUCGUAUUUUCUAAACAGCAAAGGAUUAAGAUGCUGAUUCUUCCCCCAGUUCCAGUUCCAAAGAUUAAAGGAAUUGAUCCAGAUCUCCUCAAGGAAGGAAAAUUAGAAGAGGUGAACACAAUCUUAGCCAUUCAUGACAACUAUAAACCUGAAUUCUACAACGAUGACUCUUGGGUUGAAUUCAUUGAGCUGGAUAUUGAUGACCCCGAUGAAAAGACUGAAGGCUCCGACACAGACAGACUUCUAAGCAAUGACCAUGAGAAAUCACUUAACAUCCUUGGAGCAAAGGAUGAUGACUCUGGACGUACCAGCUGUUAUGAACCUGACAUUUUGGAGACUGAUUUCAAUGCCAGUGACAUGUGUGAUGGUACCUCAGAGGUUGCUCAGCCACAGAGGUUAAAAGGGGAAGUAGAUCUCUUGUGCCUUGACCAGAAGAAUCAAAAUAACUCACCUUCUACUGAUGCUACCCCUACCACUCAGCAGCCCAGUGUUAUCCUAGCAAAGGAAAACAAACCAAGACCGCUUCUUAUUAGCGGAACUGAGUCAACUCAUCAAGCUGCCCAUACUCAGCUGAGCAAUCCGAGUUCACUGGCAAACAUCGACUUUUAUGCCCAGGUAAGCGACAUUACUCCAGCAGGGAGUGUGGUCCUUUCCCCAGGCCAAAAGAAUAAGGCAGGGAUAUCCCCGUGUGACAUGCAUCCAGAAGCGGUCUCACUCUGCCAAGCAAACUUCAUCAUGGACAACGCCUACUUCUGCGAGGCAGACGCCAAAAAGUGCAUCGCUAUGGCCCCUCACGUCGAGGCUGAAUCACGUGUGGAGCCAAGCUUUAACCAGGAAGACAUUUACAUCACCACAGAAAGCCUUACCACUACCGCUGGCCAGUCUGGGACAGCAGAACGGGCUCCGGGUUCUGAGAUGCCUGUCCCAGACUAUACCUCCAUUCACAUAGUACAGUCUCCGCAGGGCCUCGUGCUCAAUGCCACAGCCUUGCCCUUGCCUGACAAAGAGUUUCUCUCAUCGUGUGGCUACGUGAGCACAGACCAACUGAACAAAAUCAUGCCGUAG
Messenger RNA from Puma concolor (puma), 1938 nucleotides. It is a transcript of the gene GHR, whose product is annotated as growth hormone receptor. The record is from RefSeq and is a predicted model, not a curated record. Gene Ontology annotation, biological process: cytokine-mediated signaling pathway. Lineage: Eukaryota; Metazoa; Chordata; Mammalia; Carnivora; Felidae. Gene Ontology annotation, molecular function: protein binding; cytokine receptor activity. Gene Ontology annotation, cellular component: external side of plasma membrane; membrane.